This is a messenger RNA of Ruditapes philippinarum (Manila clam), 3490 nucleotides long. RefSeq names its product potassium voltage-gated channel protein egl-36-like. The transcript has 4 exons. Gene Ontology annotation, cellular component: membrane; voltage-gated potassium channel complex. The record is from RefSeq and is a predicted model, not a curated record. The coding region runs from base 1 to 1272 and encodes 423 amino acids. Lineage: Eukaryota; Metazoa; Mollusca; Bivalvia; Venerida; Veneridae. Gene Ontology annotation, molecular function: delayed rectifier potassium channel activity. Gene Ontology annotation, biological process: potassium ion transmembrane transport.
AUGGCGAUAUUUGGCAUAAUAUCGUUGAGUUUUGUGGUUUUGUCAAUUUUGGGGUUUUGUUUGGAGACACUUCCUUAUCUUCGUCCAGUCAACGUCACAUUGGCGGGAAAUAUGACAGGAAAAUGUGAAGGAAAGAAUAUCACGGUCAACUAUGUUUUGCAACCAAACGAAAUACUUAACAUUCUUGAUAUUAUAUGUACGACAUUUUUCACAGCUGAAUUAAUCGUUCGAUUUAUAUUUUCACCGGACAAGUUUCGAUUUAUACGUAAUGCAAUGAAUAUUAUAGAUCUUCUUGCAUUGGUACCUCUAUACAUGCAGCUCAUUUUAAAUACAGAUGCUUUUAAAUUCUGCUACAUGAAUGAACGGGUUAUAUUCGAAAUUAUGUUUAUUCUGCGGAUCAUUCGAAUGUUUCGAAUUUUCCAUCUUGUCAAACAUUACCAAGCUUUACAAAUUUUAGUAUAUGCUUUGAAGGCAAGCAUACAGGAAUUACUGAUGCUGUUGAUAUUCCUUCUCAUCGGAAUGCUUGUGUUUGCCACAAUGAUUUACUAUGCAGAACGAGAAGACGCCUUCAAUCAAGGGACGCAAUUCUCGACUAUACCACUUGGAUUUUGGUGGGCGAUAAUAACCAUGACAACGGUUGGAUAUGGAGAUAUUGCACCCUCUACACCUCUGGGAUACAUUGUAGGUACCAUGUGUGCCAUUUGUGGUGUGCUUAUGGUGGCGCUCACUAUUCCUGUGAUAUCGAACAACUUUACGUUAUUCUAUACUCACGUGAGAUCACGAGGUGGACGUAGAAACUCAAGUGAAGGACUUGACAAAGAUUUAUUUCUAAUCAAUCAUGAUGAUGCUAAAAGUAUUGAAAGUAUGAGGCGUAUGUCACACGGUUCUCUUAUUCCAAGUGAGGACAUGUACGUUAAGCGAAGAUUACGACAUGAAUCAGAAAGAUCAACAUUGGCUGUGAAUACCGGAAAAUUCGGUCAAAAUGGGGAUGUCAGGUACGGUUUUAUGGCUUGUGACGUUACGAUCAGGCAUAAAUCUGCGUCCUCCUUGAAUGAACUGGUCAAUAUAAAUAGAGAUGUGGCUUAUUUUGAGGAUAAUGAGACAAGUACAGUGAAAGCCUUUUCUGAUGAUGGGAUUUCUCACUCAGAUUGUCACAAGAAGAAAACAAGUUUUCAACUUGCCCAGCUAUGUUUAUGCAUAGAAAAGUGUGUAGACCUUCAAGAAAAAAGGAUGAAAAUAGUACGAAUUUCACGACACCCACAUUUUGUAUGAUGUUAUCAUAAUUUAUAUGGACGUCCAAUCAUUUGAAGGAUACAAUGUCCAUCGUUGGUGUAUGCAAAGUUUUACAGUGAACGUUUCUAUAAACUUGUUAUUUUUGGACAAGUUGCUCAAUGAAGAGAAUGAUGAAUAACCAGGAGAAAAGAAAAUUUAGAAUUUUGUUUCUUACAGAGCACUAAUUGAUAUUUAAAUAGCACUGGUUUGUACACCACUGCUCUCGUUCAAAGGACGUUUAUAUUAAACACUGACACACUUUACUUUAUCACUAAGCCGUAAUUUUGAUUUUUUUCUUUAUUAAAAAUUGUUCAAAUGCUUAGAAUAUUUUAGAGUCCUGUGAUGUUAUUCGAUCUCACGUCACACUAAAUUACACAAUGAUAUACAUAAUAAUUUAAUCGGCAUCCCCAUAGUUUCAAGUAUUUUCACCUCUUUUUUGACACAAUGUAUCUUGGAGUGAUUUGGUCAUGUUGACUCAAGGAACAUAUUCCUUUUUGCCUUCUAACAUGAAAGGUUAAAUUUCGUUAUUUUCCUUUUAUAUGUACUUCCUUGAUCUCUAUUCUUCCAGAAAUUAUUAACUCGUAUUUAUCGAAGAAAACAUAUUUUUUAUAAAACUUAUUCUUGACAUGUUUGGUUUCCUUGUAAUGUGUCUGUUCAAACAUCUAAACAUUAAUUUACAAGAACGGAUCUCGCCUUUACGAAAACAAAUCUACAGUUCUAUCAUUAUUUCAUUAUAUUUGAAGCUUUACUGGUCUCUUUUUUCCUGCCUUUUUAAUAAUUCAAGGAGCAUUUGUCUUUUAUAGUCUUGGUUUAUAUUAUAGGUUUCAAUUAUUGACAAUACGUCAAAAAGACAAAUUACGCUUUUAGAUAUUGAACAAGUCGAAAAGCAAGUAAGAUGCGGAGAGGAUAUAUUAUUUUUUUCAAUUUGGGAAUCAAGAAUUCGGAUUGAUAUUGAUGAAAGAAACAAAAUUAGAUUUUUAGUCAAAAAUAACACCGCACUGUUUUGUGAUAAUUUCGUGUAACAACGCAUUCAUGUACAAGAAAAUAUGUUUUUAGGUUUCUGGGAAAACAUUAGGUGCUGUAUUGCAGCCAUUUCUCUUUUUUGUCUAUACUUUUAUUUAUUCAACAUAAAGAUAACAUUUUUCCAUUUUCUCUUCCAAAAUGUUUACAUGUUAUUUUCUAAACUUAUAUUAAUAAAUUAUUGCUGUCUUUGUAAACGCUCAAUUUUACAAUACAUUUUCAUGCUUCCGUUUAGCAUACUGAUCUGUACAAACGUUAAUAUCUUAAUUUCUCACUAUCGGUAAAUUUUACCGAAUUACUAACAUGUUUCCAUUCUAAUAUCAAUACUUUACAUUUUUGAAAUUAUUCUGCACCCAAUUCUCAUUUACAGUUGAAAUAAUUGAUCAGCACAUGAAAUUUUAAGAUCACAAGCUACUCAAAGAACUUGCUCAAUAUUUAAAUACUUGCAUAGUGGUUCUAUCACCAUCAUUUAUCUGCAACUAUCUAUUAUAACUUUUAUUUUAAAAUCUGGUCUCUAUUGGCAAAAAAGAAAUUGCUCAAUCAUUUAUCCGUUGCAUUAUCGAACCUAUGAUUGAAUCAAUUAAACUCAUUGACAUGUGCUGUAUAUUACCUUAUUCAACAGGGUGGAAUACCACGUGACUUGUGGCACCAGAAAUGAUACGGAGUUGAAUGACAUCAACAAAGCGCUACAUGGUAAUAGUUUCGAAGCUAGUCCUCUUCUUUCAAAUCCAAUUAAAAAACGUUUUAAAGCAGUGCAAAAGGUAAAAAAAAAAAUAUUUCCCCGGUAACAGAUUUAGAUUAGAUUAAUUACGUAAUACAUAUACAUGGGCAUUUUAAACAACAUGUAUGGUACAAAUAUUUACAACAUGAGAAUAAACAAGCCAUGACAUGCACACCAUCACUAAGGAUAACACAACAAAGACAUACUCUUAUUUCCAUAGUUUCAAAAAGACUUGUCUUGUUCAAACAUUUGGUUAAGAUGCGAUGUCAAAAUGGUGAUUUGAUUUAUAUCAUAAUAUUACAUUUAUCCGUCCUCCUUGACAAUUUUGUGAUUUCUGAGGUAAAUUGUUUCCUACUUAACUUGCGUGUAACAUUUUGAAUUAAGAUUUAAUAUUCAGCACGCUGAUCAGAACCAGUACAGUUUAUAAUUUUAAGUGAAGCUCGAAACUUAAUGAUUUUGUGUGAAUCAGUUUUUACA